AUGUGCCGUGACUGCGUUGACAGGGGAAGAGUGUGCGCGGCGUCUUUGUCGGCCCUCGUCUUUGAUGGCUGCGCGGGCGCCGGUAGCAAUCACUUCGAGUGCAAGUUUACGAGCAACCACGGGUUUUAUUAUCAGCCUGCCAGCUUCACUAAACGUGAAUGGCCAUUAGCUGAAAUUCUAAUGCGAGAUGAAAAACACGGAGUAGACACGAAGUUGGAAAACAAGGGAAUGGGGGAAAAGAGGCGGUUGAAACAGCGGAUAAUCACGUUAGCCGCGCUUCGAAUAAGUGAUGUGGGCCCGGUGCAGCGUCCCAAUGAGAUUGCGGUGUUUUUCCAUGCUCCAGAGACAAACAAGGGAUGCAAAUUCGUGUUGACACCGCGAUCCAUCUUGUUCGGUUCUCCCGAGGCCGGUACCAGAACGACUGCUGUGAUUGAGACGGUGCUCUUUGUUUGUUAG
Molecule: messenger RNA, 456 nt
Organism: Leptosia nina
Lineage: Eukaryota; Metazoa; Arthropoda; Insecta; Lepidoptera; Pieridae
Source: the annotation of a GenBank genome assembly